AGUGGUUAUUAAUCCUCAAGUGUGGCGGCUCCUCCAGUUUACCCCCCAAUCUCACACCACCCAAAUGAGUGUAGAACUUGACCAAAACAUUUAUGUCAGUGCUUAGUUUUAACAGAGUUUCGGGAGAGCAGUACCCAGACAGAUCCUGUGUUUAUCCCGGUAGUCUGCACACAACUCCGAUAUUCUGACACAACCAGGGGAUUCGGCACACAAAGUGACCGGCUCGGAUCACCAGGCCGGUUUUGCACCACUGUCUUGGUUGCAACAGUGAUCGCGAUUUCUAAUUGCCUUAUAUUGCUGCCACCCCUUGCAUCUCCGCCUUCCAGCAAUAACGGCUUUGUGCUCUGUUUGAUCACCAAACCUUGCUAUCUGAAGCACCCACACAGACUCCGCCUGCUCUCCUCGUCGGCUGUGCUUGUUUCUACAGAAAAGCACGGAGCUCAUUCCUUUUAUUGUUAUUUAUGGCAAUUUAUUAUCGCAACCACAACCCAGCAUUGCAAACGGCUACAGACCGUUCCAAACCUUGAAGUGCGGGCUGGGAUUUUGGUUUCAAAUUUCAAGGAGGACACAUCUGCACACUAGCUGUGGUCUUUUUUAAUCGGAACGUGUUUGAAGCUGAGUCCUGCAGUGUGGACCCCCGGGCUCAUUGUGGACUGCCCUCCUGUGGGGUCCUGUGUCAGCUAGCCAGGAGCAGUGCUGGCUGGGGUGUUCUGCCUGUGAUGCUGGGAAGAUCAGGCUGUCCUGCAGCUCAGUGCAGGGAGGCUGGCCAGAGGGUGGCUGCACUGUGACCAUGGUGAUGGCGAGCUGUGGCUGCGAGGGGGCCGGGCUGGCUGGGCUGCGGUGCGAGGACCCUGGUCAUGUGAUGAGGGCAGUUGAGGCACUGGUCAGUGCUGUGCAGGAGGAUCGGGACGGGGAGGUGGAGAGGCUCCUGCAAGACCCAGACAGUGACGACUGCAUCAAAGCGCUGUGUGGAUUGCUGCAGUCCCUGGACUCCAGGCUGUGCAGUAACGCUGCCUACCUGGUGGGCCUGCUGGCGGAGAGUGAGGCAGGGCUGCGCAGGCUUCUGGCACAGGGGGGCAGCUCCUCCCUGAUGGGGGCACUGUUGGCGCUGCUGCAGCAUCACGACCCCGAGACCGUGACGAACGCGGCGGGAGCCAUCGCCACUCUGGCCGAGAGCGGCGCCGGCCGGCAGUGCGUUCUGAGCGACGGCGUCUUCGGCGAGCUGCUCGGCAGCGUGGCGGCCCUGCUGGAGGCCGCGGGCGGCUGGACGGUCAGUAACGCGGCGCUGGUGGUGGCGCGGCUCUCCCAGUCCGACGACGGCAGCCGGAAGCUCCUCGCUCACCCCGGCGCCCCCCACCUCCUGCGGCAGCUCACGCGCUGCCUCGCGCACGACCGCGCAGGCUGCGGGGUGAAUGCGGCCUUCGCUCUGGGCCGCUUGUGUGACUGUGAGGAGGGGAGAUGUCACGUCCUGACGCUGGCGCAGGAGCAUGACCUGGUGGGUGCUCUGCAGGCCCUGCUGGCUCAGGGAGACCCAGGGGGCGGGAAGAACGCUUGCUUUGCUCUCAGUUGCUUGGCGACAGACGAGGAAGGCCACGCCCACAUACUGCAGAGCCCCGCCCUCCCGAAACUGAUGGAAGCUCUGCAGCGCCUCCUGCAGGUGGAGGAUGAGGAUAGCGUCUGGUUCGCUGCCGUGGCUGUGAAGGUGCUGCUGUCCCGGCCCAGAGGAGUGCUGGCUGUGAGAGAGCACAGGGCGCUGCAGGACCGGCUGCAGGCUCUUUCCUGCUCCGACUCCAUUGGGAAGGAAGUCUUGGAGGAAGUGGAUACAUGUCUGAAGAAGCUGCAGCGCAUCUCAAAACCCCUUCCCCCAAAAACAAAACCCCUCAACUCGGGUUCCUACCUCAUCUACUGGGAGAGGGCUCAGCUAGAGAGUGGGCUGGAGGUCACAUACAGCCUGCUGGAUGGCAAGAGGCUGCUAUAUCGUGGUCCCCAGUGCCGAUUCACCCUCGACCUCUCUGCGCUCGAAGCAAGUCACACACUUACCCUCCGGCUCGUCCAAUCCACUGCGGGAGGUGAUGUCAGCCCCUGCAGCAAGCCCACGCUAUUGGCUGUGGAGAAGGAGUGGGAGGAGCCAGCCCCGCCUGGCCCACCCCGAGAUCUGCGUGUGGCUGGCUGUACAGCCACACAGGUCAAGCUGAGCUGGGCGCCCCCUGCUGGCGGGCCUGUGCCCAAAGCCUACCAGCUGUAUCGUGGGGCCACGCUGCUGGAAACCCUCACUGAACUGAGCUGCAUUACCGGGGGUCUGUCUCCUGGGGCAACCUAUCAAUUUGGGGUGUGUGCCGUGGGGCCGGGAGGCAAGCUGGGGGAGCAGGCGACUGUCCAGGCCUGGACCACAGACCCUCAGGACCACGCUCCCAGCCGGCUGACAGUGACGGUCUUGGGGCGGCACGAGCUGCUGGUGACCUGGGACGUCCCCGCGGUGCCCCUGGGCAAACUGUUCAACUACGAGCUCAGCAUCAACGGGCGCGUGGCCUACCUGGGCACCGAGCGCUCCCACGCUGCCCGGCGGCUCAGCGCCAGCACGGAGUACACCUGCACUGUCACCGCCAUCACCAGCGGGGGGCGCUGUGACAGCCGGCCCGUCACGAAGAGGACGGCCAGGGACGAGUAUGAGCACACGCACAGGAGUCUGUACUCCCCAGCCCGGCCAUCACACCCCCCCUUGCCCUGCGGUCCCCCUCCCCCCAGUAAAGAGGCCACGGACGUCGGCGAGCGGGUCAGGAGGUCGCGGCGGCAGCCUGGCCGAGGGCCCAGGGCUCACCUCUCCCUGAGCAGGAGUCUGGACAGGCAGGCGGACAGCGAGAGGGACAGACGCAGGAGAGCCUCAGUUCAGUCACACGGUUCAGAGAGCGGAGGUCCGUCAAGCCACUCCAAUGAGGUGGCUCUGGGCACCGUGUGUGGGUACGACGUGGGCUCGGCCUGGCAGAGCCUGAGAGCCCUCAGCAGAGGGGGGGCACCGGCCCAGUGCGCUGUAGGAGCACAACAUCUGCAGUGUCUGGGCAAAGCUGUCAGUUUCUACCUCACAUGGUCGCAGUGA
Molecule: messenger RNA, 3094 nt
Organism: Lepisosteus oculatus (spotted gar)
Lineage: Eukaryota; Metazoa; Chordata; Actinopteri; Semionotiformes; Lepisosteidae
Source: RefSeq, a predicted model, not a curated record